This is a messenger RNA of Alternaria atra, 441 nucleotides long. RefSeq lists its product as uncharacterized. Lineage: Eukaryota; Fungi; Ascomycota; Dothideomycetes; Pleosporales; Pleosporaceae. The transcript is spliced from 2 exons. Bases 1 to 441 code for a protein of 146 amino acids. The record is from RefSeq and is a predicted model, not a curated record.
AUGUCAGCACCCAUCGACACCGAAUGGCCUUACCAAAGAAACCUUAAUAUCCGCGAGAUUGAAAAGACACCCGUUUCUCUCGUCAAAACCCCUCUACAGAUUACUGAACCAAACUACGAGUUCCCAGAGAAGGGUGACAGUAUCGUACCGGUGGAGACCCAGCUCCACCUGGAGUGGCUGCUGACAAAGUACGAACUCUUCCUGGCGAAGAAAAGGCUUGCGCGCAUGUCUCAUUCACUUGCACCAAACAACUUGAGACCGACAUGCGUCGAAUUCGCUUAUAACUUUCCACAAGUGUAUAACCCAAGAAUGCCGAGUGCAAGUGAUCAAUGGCUGGUUCCUAAACCGUACGACCCUUCGAUCAACAUCAACACAGAACGACGACAGGUCUCGUCAACACCUACGUCAACGACUCUAAUGGCUCCCGGAACGCCCGUCUAA